Molecule: messenger RNA, 693 nt
Organism: Cajanus cajan (pigeon pea)
Lineage: Eukaryota; Viridiplantae; Streptophyta; Magnoliopsida; Fabales; Fabaceae
Source: RefSeq, a predicted model, not a curated record
AUGAAUUGGCUAACGGAGAUCGAUAAGAUCUUCAAUGUCAUGGAGUGUCUUCUCGCUCAGAAGGUGAGGUUGGCCACCUUCAUGUUGACUGCUGAUGCCCACUUUUGGUGGGAAGGAGUACUUCAGAGAAUGAUUGAUGGAAGGGUGCACUUGAAUUGCGACAACUCCAAGAGGGUCUUCCUUGAGAAGUAUUUCCCGGAUAAUGUGAGGAGUCAGAAAGAAGUGGAAUUCCUUGAGCUGACGCAAGGGAAUGACACAGUGGCAGAGUAUGCUUCCAAAUGUGAUGUUUUGGUUUGCUAUUGUACUCACUACCAUGGCGAGGGUGGUGAAAGAGCUAAGUGCAUAAAGUUUGUAAAUGGUCUGCGUCCUGAGGUGAAGACUGCAAUUAACUAUCAAGAGAUCUAUCACUUUCCUACUUUGGUCAAUAAGUGUAGCAUUUAUAAUCAUGACAACGGUGCUCGUGCUGCUUUCUACAAAGGAGUUGGAGGUCCUAUCCAUGUUGCAAGUUCUAAUGCUUCGAGUAGGAGUAAGCCUUACUCCGCUCCUUCUAGAUUCCAAGGGAGUAAAGUUGCUACUAGUGGAAGCAAGUCAUUUACUAGAGGAUCCAUUGUUAGUGCUACUGGAAGUGUUGGAGGGUUUGUGUCAACUCCUUCAGGCAAAUGCUGGAAGUAUGGGUGUGCUGGUCAUAAUUAG